Messenger RNA from Sesamum indicum (sesame), 1342 nucleotides. RefSeq names its product Plant stearoyl-acyl-carrier-protein desaturase family protein (gene FTM1). Gene Ontology annotation, molecular function: stearoyl-[ACP] desaturase activity. The record is from RefSeq and is a predicted model, not a curated record. Gene Ontology annotation, cellular component: chloroplast stroma. Lineage: Eukaryota; Viridiplantae; Streptophyta; Magnoliopsida; Lamiales; Pedaliaceae. Gene Ontology annotation, biological process: fatty acid metabolic process.
UACAGUUCCAAUUUACACACCCACCAAACAUUUAUUGACGUGCCAUGCAAUCAUCAGCAUUCACCCACAUCGCCACCGCCCAACUUGCAUGGGCACCACGUGGUGGCGGCGCCGCCGCUACCCGGAGGGUGCCACCUUCCUCCGCCGUGGCUGCACCUCUCCGCCACCGCCAGAUCACCCACUCAAUGCCGCCGGAGAAGGUUGAAGUAUUCAAGUCACUCGAGUCAUGGGCGUCCAAGAGUGUGCUUCCUCUCCUCAAGCCCGUAGACAAAUGCUGGCAGCCCACCGAGUUCCUUCCUGACCCGACCCGACCCAUUAGUGACUUCAUGGAUGAAGUUCGGGUCCUGCGGGAUCGGGCCUCUGAGCUUCCCGACGAGUACUUCGUGGUGUUGGUGGGGGAUAUGAUUACCGAGGAUGCAUUGCCAACUUACCAGACUAUGAUUAAUACUCUUGAUGGUGUCCGGGAUGAGACUGGAGCAAGCCCGAACCCGUGGGCUUCUUGGACUCGAGGCUGGACUGCGGAGGAGAACAGACAUGGAGAUCUGCUUAGGACUUAUCUGUAUCUUUCGGGCCGGGUUGACAUGUUGAUGAUUGAGAGGACAGUGCAAUACCUCAUUGGGGCUGGAAUGGACCCGGGGACAGAAAACAAUCCUUAUUUGGGCUUCGUGUACACUUCAUUCCAAGAACGAGCCACAGCCGUAUCCCACGGGAAUACGGCUCGGCUAGCCAAAGAAGGCGGGGAUCCUGUGCUUGCACAAAUAUGCGGUACCAUUGCGGCCGACGAGAAGCGCCACGAAAAUGCGUACGCGAGAAUUGUAGAGAAACUACUUGAAGUGGACCCUAAUGGAGCAAUGAUAGCCGUAGGCGACAUGAUGAGGAAGAAAAUCACGAUGCCGGCUCACCUGAUGUACGACGGUCAGGACCCACAUCUCUUCGAACAUUUCUCAGCCGUGGCCCAGCGGAUGGGGGUUUACACGGCUGAUGAUUACGCGGACAUUCUGGAGUUCCUGAUCGGAAGGUGGAGGCUGGAGAAGCUGGACGGACUAAAAGGCGAUGGGAGACAAGCGCAGGAGUUCGUGUGUGGACUGCCGCAGAGGAUCCGGAAACUGCAGGAGCGAGCCGAUGAACGAGCCAAGAAGAUGAAGCCAAAGGGACAGAGAUUCAGCUGGAUCUUUAACAGGGAAGUAGUUGUGUAGAGUGAAGAGCAGAGACCAUAUGGUGGGUCCGUCCAGUUUUCUGAGUGUGAAUGUAUGUAUUUUAACAAGUGCUUCAAACUGUUCAAUUUUUGUUUUUUCUUUAACAUUUUUAUAUGGGAAGUGUAAUGUUAAUGUUAUGUAAUGUA